AUGGGAGGUGUCACCGUCAUGUCUCUCUUCCUUCUCCUCAUCGCCACCGCCAAUGCCGCCGUCGUCUCAUUCCGUGACGGUAUGUUACCGAACGGCGAUUUCGAGCUAGGACCAAAGGCAUCGGACAUGAAAGGAACAGAGGUCGUAAACAAAAUGGCAAUCCCGAACUGGGAAGUCACGGGCUUCGUCGAGUACAUAAGCUCAGGACACAAACAAGGAGACAUGCUUCUCGUCGUCCCCGCCGGAAAAUUCGCCGUCAGGCUCGGAAACGAAGCAUCGAUCAAGCAGAGACUUAAAGUGGUGAAAGGAAUGUAUUACUCGCUGACAUUCAGCGCCGCGAGGACUUGCGCUCAGGACGAGCGUCUCAACAUCUCCGUCGCACCUGACUCCGGCGUGAUUCCGGUGCAGACGGUGUACAGUAGCAGUGGUUGGGAUCUAUACGCGUGGGCGUUUCAGGCGGAGAGUGAGGUCGCUGAUAUAGUGAUUCAUAAUCCAGGCGAGGAAGAAGAUCCAGCUUGUGGACCACUCAUUGAUGGUAUUGCCAUGAGAUCUCUUUACCCUCCCCGACCAACCAACAAGAACAUUUUGAAAAACGGAGGAUUUGAAGAAGGUCCACUAGUACUCCCCGGAGCGACCACCGGAGUUUUGAUCCCGCCGUUCAUAGAAGACGACCACUCUCCAUUACCAGGUUGGAUGGUGGAGUCUCUCAAAGCCGUCAAAUACGUAGACACCGAACACUUCUCAGUCCCACAGGGUCGUCGAGCGAUUGAGCUAGUGGCGGGGAAAGAGAGCGCCAUCGCUCAAGUGGCUCGGACAGUUAUUGGGAAGACUUACGUUCUGUCUUUUGCGGUUGGAGACGCAAACAACGCUUGCAAAGGAUCAAUGGUGGUCGAGGCCUUUGCAGGGAAAGAUACGCUCAAGGUACCUUACGAGUCUCGUGGCACGGGAGGGUUUAAACGGGCUUCGAUCCGGUUUGUGGCGGUUUCGACAAGAACUAGAGUUAUGUUUUACAGCACUUUCUAUGCCAUGAGAAGUGAUGAUUUCUCGUCUUUGUGUGGACCUGUGAUCGACGACGUCAAGCUUAUUAGCGUUCCAGAGCUUCAUAACGUGUGUUGGUUCGAGAUACGUGGCAAGAUAAGUAGCAAAAUGCUGUCAAAAGGAACGCAUCACUCGGUGUACGCAGUGUUCAAGAGAGCAAGCCAUAGAUCACACGGGUUUGAUCACACACCUGUGGAGGCCGGGUUUGUAGGGAAAGAAGCUACGAAGACGUUUGUGUUUCUAGAAGACGGGGGUUGUGGUGAUGGGGGUUGUGAUGAUGGUGAUGAGAUAAGAUAA
Microthlaspi erraticum is the source of this 1335-nucleotide messenger RNA. Lineage: Eukaryota; Viridiplantae; Streptophyta; Magnoliopsida; Brassicales; Brassicaceae. The record is from the annotation of a GenBank genome assembly.